AUGGUGUCCGAGCAGCUUUCCGCCAAGCACGCGCUUCCCUUCAAGACGAACAACAAGCUCAAGCGGAAUGACUUCAACCUCAAGCAGAAGAAGGUCCGCGAGGCCGCCAAGAGAGAUGAGAGGAUGCGCAGGAAGAGGGAAGAAGCCAAGAACCCCCGCUUGAAGGAGGAGCGAUUGGCGCGCAACGUUCCCCAGACCAUCGACAAUAAGCGUACCUGGGACGCUGUCGACAGCGACGACGACAACAUCCUCAAUGCGGCGGUCGAUGUGGAGCGGUUAAAGAGGCAGCGGGUCGUGGGGGAGGAGGUUGCCGGGCAGGACGAGGACGAGGAGGAUGAGGAGGAAAGUGAGGCUGAGGGCGAGGAAAGCGAGGAGGAUGAUCGUGACAGUAUGCUCGACGAGUCUGAAAGCGACGACGAUGAGGAGGAGGAAGAGGAGGAGAAGGCGUCGAAAAAGAAGCAGCGGGCAGCAUCACCUCCACGGACACAACGAGCAUCGAGUCCCGCGGGCUCCACGGCAACCACGAACCUCCACCUGACUCCCGAAGCCCUAGCAGGCAAAUUCCCGUCCCUCUUCGAACCUCAAACGAAAGAGCCCAAAAUUCUCGUUACCACCGCAAUCAACAGUACCCUCCACAAAGAGGCAGAGCUCUUCACGAAGCUUCUUCCCAACAGCAAUUACGUUCGCCGCUCCGCCCACCGCUACGGACACAAGUACUCCGUGAGAGAAAUCGCCAAGUUCGCAGCCAAUCGCGAUUACACCACGGUUGUAAUUGUCAUGGAGGACCAGAAGAAGCCGUCCGGCCUGGAUAUCGUGCAUUUGCCAAACGGACCCAUGUUCCACUUCAGUAUCAGCAAUUGGAUAGAAGGUGCCAAACUUCCUGGACACGGCAAUCCCACCGAACACUAUCCCGAGCUCAUCCUGAACAACUUCCGCACUCCUCUCGGUCUGCUGACCGCACAUCUGUUCCGCACCAUGUUCCCUCCUCAGCCAGAGCUGGAAGGUCGGCAGGUUGUCACGCUCCACAAUCAGCGUGAUUACAUAUUCGUGCGCCGACACCGUUACGUCUUCCGCGAUAAGCGCGCAACGGAGAAAAGUGUAAUAGGAGCGGACGGCAAGCCGAUCAAGGGCGCGGAAGAUAUACGGGCGGGUCUGCAGGAGCUUGGUCCUCGGUUCACGCUGAAGCUGAGGAGGAUAGACAAGGGCAUCCAGAAGGCUAGCGGCCAGGAGUGGCAAUGGAAGGCCGGAAGCGAGAAGGUCCGCACAAGGUUCGCGCUGUAA
Messenger RNA from Diplodia corticola, 1281 nucleotides. RefSeq names its product rna processing factor 1. NCBI's taxonomy places the organism in Eukaryota, Fungi, Ascomycota, Dothideomycetes, Botryosphaeriales, Botryosphaeriaceae. Gene Ontology annotation, molecular function: rRNA primary transcript binding. The transcript is spliced from 2 exons. Gene Ontology annotation, cellular component: nucleolus; preribosome, large subunit precursor. The coding region runs from base 1 to 1281 and encodes 426 amino acids. The record is from RefSeq and is a predicted model, not a curated record. Gene Ontology annotation, biological process: maturation of 5.8S rRNA; maturation of LSU-rRNA.